AUGAAGCAUGCACUCCUUUGUACCGCAGUCGCGAGCUUUGCGUUGGCAGUCGAAAGCCGUACCUGCCUGUCAUGGCUGGCGGAUACAUUCAUCGCCAAGGGCGUGAAGCCGACGUUUGGCUAUCAAGAGGCGACACUGUACCUCGGAAUUGAGAAGGCCUACGAGUAUACCCAAGACGACAAGUACCUGGACUGGUUGAAGAGUCAGAUCGACAACAACGUAGUGCAGGACAAUGGAAGCAUCAAAGGCUGGAAGAAUACCUCGUAUGUCUUGGACAACUAUCGGAUGGGGAACCAGUACCUUUACCUUUACAACGAGACGGGAGACCUGAGGUAUAAGACGGCGGCGUCAAUUGUACGCGAGCAAUUGAACAGCCACCCGAGAACACCCUCUGGCGGGUUUUGGCAUGGACAAUCUUGGCACAACCAGAUGUGGCUCGACGGACUCUUCAUGGCGCAGCCGUUCUACGCCAAGUGGACAAACCUCUUCGACAAGAGCAACGAGACUGCUUGGGCAGACAUCUUGAACCAGUAUCACCUCAUACAGGCACACACCCUCGAAUGGUCGGGUCUCCUCGUCCACGGAUGGGCGGAAGGCCCUGCUCCAUGGGCAGACCCUAAGACGGGACGCGCACCUCACGUCUGGGGCCGCGCCGACGGCUGGUACUUCAUGUCCCUGGUCGAAGUGCUACAGGUGUUUCCAGCCUCGCAUCCCGGCCGCGCCGAGUUGAUGAAGUAUUUCCGAUCGCUAGCUGCAGCUCUCGUACGCUCACAAGAUCGACGGUCGGGCAACUGGUGGCAGGUCAUGGAUGCGCCAUAUCCUGGUCGCCCAGGCAAUUACAUUGAGAGUAGCGGGUCAGCUAUGUUCACUUGGGGCCUACUGAAGGGCAUUCGCCUAGGGUAUCUCAACAGGGCCGACUACCUGAGGCCGGCGGUGCGCGCGUACAAGGGCCUGUACUAUAUCAGCGUCCCCACAUCCUCCAACGACUACAAAGGAUCCGGACCGUACAUGCUUGCCGCGUACGAGUGGGAGACGUGGGCGAGUGUGGCAUAG
Purpureocillium lilacinum is the source of this 1053-nucleotide messenger RNA. The record is from RefSeq and is a predicted model, not a curated record. NCBI's taxonomy places the organism in Eukaryota, Fungi, Ascomycota, Sordariomycetes, Hypocreales, Ophiocordycipitaceae.